Molecule: messenger RNA, 1315 nt
Organism: Tauraco erythrolophus (red-crested turaco)
Lineage: Eukaryota; Metazoa; Chordata; Aves; Musophagiformes; Musophagidae
Source: RefSeq, a predicted model, not a curated record
AUGAAACGAGGAAGGAAAACUAAUGAGGCCAACAGCAGUUCAUCUGAAGAGACAAGUGAGAAAGAAUCCAAGAGACACAAGAUUGUAGCCGAGAAAACCAGAGUUGUGCAGAGUCCUGAUUGGGCGAACCUGCUUCAAGAUAUUAUCCUGCAGGUGUUUCAGUACUUGCCCCUUCUGGAUCGUGCUCAUGCGUCACAGGUCUGCCGAAGCUGGAACCAAGUGUUUCAUAUGCCUGAUCUCUGGAGGUGUUUCGAGUUCGAACUGAAUCAACCUGCUACGUCGUACUUGAGGGCUACGCAUCCUGAACUAAUCAAGCAAAUAAUAAAAAGGCAUUCCAAUCACCUGCAGUAUGUGAGCUUCAAGGUGGACAGCAGCAAGGAAUCUGCAGAAGCAGCUUGUGAUAUUUUAUCACAGCUUGUGAAUUGCUCUCUGAAGACACUUGGGCUAAUUUCAACUGCCCGACCAAGCUUCAUGGAUUUACCAAAGUCUCACUUUAUUUCUGCACUGACAGUGGUGUUCGUAAACUCCAAAUCCCUCUCGUCACUUAAGAUUGAUGAUACACCGGUAGAUGAUCCAUCUCUCAAAGUGCUAGUGGCUAACAACAGUGACACGCUCAAACUGUUAAAAAUGAGCAGUUGUCCCCAUGUUUCUCCAGCUGGUAUCCUUUGCGUGGCCGACCAGUGUCACGGUUUACGUGAACUGGCGUUGAACUACCACCUGCUGAGCGAUGAGCUUCUGCUUGCUUUGUCUUCUGAAAAACAUGUCAGGCUAGAACACUUGCGCAUUGAUGUUGUCAGCGAAAACCCUGGGCAGACUCAGUUCCACACCAUUCAGAAGAGCAGCUGGGACGCUUUCAUCAAACAUUCUCCUAAAGUAAAUUUAGUCAUGUACUUUUUCUUGUACGAAGAAGAGUUUGACCCGUUCUUUCGUUACGAAAUACCUGUCACUCACCUUUACUUUGGAAGAUCCGUAAGCAAAGACGUACUUGGUCGCGUUGGGAUGACGUGUCCUCGGCUAGUUGAACUGGUGGUGUGCGCCAAUGGCUUGCGGCCGCUGGAUGAGGAGCUGAUCCGUAUUGCAGAACGUUGCAAGUAUCUGUCAGCCGUUGGCCUAGGAGAAUGUGAAGUCUCUUGCAGUGCCUUUGUUGAGUUCGUGAAGAUGUGUGGCGGUCGUCUCUCUCAGCUUUCUAUUAUGGAGGAAGUUUUGAUUCCUGAUCAGAAAUACAGCUUAGAGCAGAUUCAUUGGGAAGUUUCAAAGCAUCUCGGUAGAGUCUGGUUCCCGGACAUGAUGCCCACAUGGUAAAGUCCAUAAAAGA